Molecule: messenger RNA, 402 nt
Organism: Apiotrichum porosum
Lineage: Eukaryota; Fungi; Basidiomycota; Tremellomycetes; Trichosporonales; Trichosporonaceae
Exons: 2
Coding region: 1-402 (133 amino acids)
Source: RefSeq, a predicted model, not a curated record
AUGUCAGUCGCACGCCGCGUACUUGACGUGCGGGUCAUCUGGGUCCUGGCCCUGGACGUCAUCCUCGAGCCUGAAGCGAAGCAAGUCGAGGAACCAAGAAGGAACUCGCGCCGGCCCGCACACGCGAGGGUCCCGUUGAGCGUUCCUGUGCCGAAAGCUGGACCUUUCAUCAUCACCAUGCGCAUGCGAGCACAGGGUCUGGCCAAGCUCAAGCUGGUCAACCUUGAGGGCGAGGAACAAGGAGCGAAAGAGCGACGGGGAUCGCAUGACGAUCCCACUUUCGGCCGCAGUCCCGCUUGGCAGUAUCCGCAAGCAGCAGAGCCCCCAACUUUGCGACAUGCUUGGGGAUCCCGGCCCCUUCUUGCCGAUGGCGAUAUCGCUGGAGUGUUCUUGCAGACCUGA